AUGGCCUCGCUAAAAGGUGAACUUCCAAAAGUUGAAGACCAAUCGAAACAAUCAUCACCUAUACCCGACACUGUACCCGAUACUGUCCAGGAUGAACAUAAAGCAGAACCUUCACAAAAUGCAACGACUCCGGUACCUCAUCAAGCGAGAAAGGUUUCAGAAAGUCCUCUACCUCUAAAUCAAAGUAGUAUUCUACACCUAGCUAGCCAAAAGGUAGUAGACAGCAAGAAAGAGUAUAUACUGGCUCGCAUUUAUUGUGCCACAAAUGUUUCAAAUGCAUCAACUGGUCAGCCCCAGCCUUAUGUAUUAGGAAAAUACGGACAUCAAAGUGCAGUUACCAAAGCUACUAUGACAACAACAAAUACCCCAUUUUGGAAUGAAGUUUUGGUGAUUGAAGAGAACUUACAAUCACAAGAAGAUGAAGUUUUAAAUUUGAGUAUCAUCGACGGUAAUUCCAAAGAAUUAUUGGAUGAAUAUCUCAUACCCAUGGUGCAUUUCUCUCCCAUGCGAUCCUAUCAUUUAGAACUUGUACAACCGUCUGAGGUAUCCUCUUCUGAAACACGUUUUUAUGUCACUUUAAUCAAGAAACCUGCUGAUUUACCUCAGCAAUUAUUUCAACACAAUAAUUACGGACUAGAGAUCCAGUUAAACGGUUUUGACAGCGAUCCAAGUCAUCCAGUAUUCUCUGUCGUUAGGCUUUUACCAGACUGCCAAAACUACCUGGAUUCUACGUUAAAGAGCAAACCACGACAAGCGUAUUUUUCGUUUACAACCCUUCAAUUUCCAUCACCUCAUCCUUCAUCUUUAGCUUCUAUAAUCCCCCAACACAAUAUACCACCACAAAUUUCCUCAUCUAUUAAGGAAGAAGGGAAAAUGUCGGAAAAUGAAAUACCCCAAGUUACAUUCUACUCCGAAACUGAAGAAAUAUCAUCAGACUCUACAGGAGUUAUAAUAGAGUUUUAUUCUGUUGCUGAAACAUUAAAAGAAACUUGUUUCGAUGUUAGCCAACCUUUCGCUUACUGCUUUCUUGACGUAAAUCAAGAUUUACUGAAGUUAUCACAGUCCGAUACUGUAACUAAAACUUUACCUAUUCAAGGAGCUGAAAGUGAACUAAGUUUCGGACCAUAUCCCCCGCAACAAAUUAAAAUUACAGCGAAGUUAUUUUCGAAACAGGAUACUCAACCAUCGCCAAUAGUAUCGUCUUCACCUUCUCAACAACCACAAAGAGAUGACGGAAAUGACCAAGAAGCUAGACCGUUAAGUUCAGCUAAUAGAAGCCACAGUCGUGAAAGAUCGCCUGCGGGAAAUAGGAAUUUCUUUCCUUCAUCCGCUAAACAAGAAAGACCAGUACAAUCUCCAGCAAGAAGUGAUAGGCUUUCACCUUUACCAAUAACGCCAUAUGUUAGAUCAAGCAUCCAGGACCCUACCAAAAAGGAAGUUGACGAAUUAAAAGAGCAGCUUAAUGCCUUGAAAGAUGAAUUAAAUGAUGUAAAGGAUGAGAAUAAAAAAUUACGUCGGAAAUUAGCUAAUAAUCAUGAUGGCUCCGGCCUUAUCGACGAGGACUAUGUAGGUGAUGUGCCACAUGACGAACUUGUACAAGAAUAUGUUGCAUUACAACAAAAGUAUAUGGUGGAAGGGAUUCAAUGUCGUGAAUUUCAAGCAAAAGUGCAAGAUUUACAAAAUACAUUAAUCAAGAAAAAUGAUAAUGAAAAACAUUAUAUUCUUAUGGAAAAGUCCUAUCAACUUCAGCAGAAAGAAUUACAGAAAUUACAAGACAAAGUCAGAAUUGUUCAAAAAUGGAAGGAUACAUGCCGAAAUCAGGAAAAGGUUAUACGAAAGAUGGAACUGAUGAUUAAUGCCGAUGAACCUAGUCAAAGCGGUUCUAACGAAAUUCAAGUACUUCGAAUCGAAAAUAGGAAAUUAUUAAUUGCCCUUGAAAAAGAGAAGGAAAAAAAUAACAGCGAUUCUAAAUUUAAUCAAGAAAGACUAGAACUAUAUCAAAAGCUCGAUCGAGCAGAGGCAAGAAAUAAAACACUAGAAGCUCAGAUGAUAGAAGAUGCACGUCGAUGGGCAAAAGAAAAAAGUGACUUUCAGAUUCGACUAAGCGAAAAAAAUGCGGCUGCCUACGCCAAAAAUACAGGCCCAACGGAACGAAAUCGUAAAAAUGGAAAAAAAGCAGUGUCGCCAGCUCCUCGUUCCAGGAUUAAUCCUAAAUUGGAUCCUUACGAAUUGUAA
Trichoplax adhaerens is the source of this 2235-nucleotide messenger RNA. RefSeq lists its product as uncharacterized. The coding region runs from base 1 to 2235 and encodes 744 amino acids. Gene Ontology annotation, cellular component: peroxisome. The record is from RefSeq and is a predicted model, not a curated record. The transcript is spliced from 22 exons. NCBI's taxonomy places the organism in Eukaryota, Metazoa, Placozoa, Uniplacotomia, Trichoplacea, Trichoplacidae.